GGAGCGAAAUAGCAUGGCACUGUUUCCCAUAAUUUUUGACAGCGUGUUUGCUUGGCCAAGAUUAUAGCAUCUCUCGGCCAUUUUGCCCGUAGUUCCAGCCGCAGAUACAAGACGUAUUCGUUGCUCACUUUUACGUCAGAAUGUCGGGAGGACUUGAUAUUUUGUCCCUGAAGGAGGACGAUGUGACCAAGAUGUUGGCCGCAACAACCCACUUGGGCUCCGAGAAGGUCAACUUCCAGAUGGAGCAGUACGUCUUCAAGAGGCGUCCGGAUGGUGUGCACAUCAUCAAUCUGGGGCGCACUUGGGAGAAGCUCCUCUUGGCCGCUCGCGCCAUCGCUGCCAUCGAGCACAUGUCGGAGGUCUACGUGAUCUCCUCGCGUCCUUACGGCCAGCGAGCUGUGCUUAAGUUCGCCAACUACACCGGUGCCACUCCGAUUGCCGGCCGAUUCACCCCCGGCGCGUUUACCAAUCAGAUCCAGCCGGCUUUCCGCGAGCCUCGUCUGUUGGUCGUGACUGAUCCCUCCACGGAUCACCAGCCCAUCAUUGAGGCUUCCUACGUGAACAUCCCCGUGAUUGCUUUCUGCAACACGGACAGUCCGCUGCGCUUUGUGGACAUCGCCAUUCCGUGCAACACUAAAUCCAUCUACUCCAUCGGCCUGAUGUGGUGGAUGUUGGCGCGCGAGGUGCUCCGUCUCCGCGACAAGAUCUCGCGUGAGAAGAAGUGGGACGUGGUGGUGGAUCUGUUCUUCUACCGCGAUCCAGAGGAGGCUGAGAAGGAGGAGGCCGCCGUGAAGGAACCUCUGCCGGCGCCCAAGACCGAGACCGCGCACGAGGGCGAGACGACGGAGCCGGAGACCACGAAUUGGGCCGAUGAGGUGCCCAUUGUGCCUCCGACGACCACAACCACGGAGGACUGGAACGAGGAGGACGUGGUGAACGCUUCCUGGGGAGGCGGCGGUGGUUUCUAGACUGGAAACCUCUGAACCCGAUGGAUUGAAAUAAAAACGGUUCGUUUUGCAACCAUCUGAAUCCGAAAAA
Molecule: messenger RNA, 1038 nt
Organism: Phlebotomus argentipes
Lineage: Eukaryota; Metazoa; Arthropoda; Insecta; Diptera; Psychodidae
Gene: sta
Product: small ribosomal subunit protein uS2
Exons: 4
Coding region: 141-968 (275 amino acids)
Biological process (GO): ribosomal small subunit assembly; cytoplasmic translation
Cellular component (GO): ribosome; cytosolic small ribosomal subunit; 90S preribosome
Molecular function (GO): structural constituent of ribosome
Source: RefSeq, a predicted model, not a curated record